GCUCGUGUUUACAAACUAGCUGGCUAGCAGACCGGCGUGAGCGCUUGUAGGUCAGCGUAGCGGGGCUGUUCACGAGCCUUCUAAAUCAAGACGUUAUGCUGGGCUUUUUAUGUAAACUUUAAAUAAAGAAAAUGAAAGUUGUUGCGUUGAUAAGUGGUGGCAAAGACAGCUGUUACAACAUGAUUCAGUGCGUUGCUGCAGGGCACACGAUAGUAGCGCUUGCCAACCUUCGACCAGCCAACACGGAUGAAAUGGACAGUUAUAUGUAUCAAACCGUUGGCCACCAAGCCAUUGACCUGUAUGCAGAGGCUAUGGGUCUGCCGCUGUAUAGGAGGACCAUAGAGGGCUGUAGUCUGAACAUUGAGCGAGAAUAUAGCCAAAAAGACGGGGAUGAGGUCGAAGACCUUUACCAGCUACUUAAACUUGUUAAGGAGAAGGAGAGUGUUGAAGCUGUGUCAGUUGGGGCCAUUCUGUCUGACUACCAAAGAGUUCGGGUGGAACAUGUGUGCUCCAGAUUGCAGCUCCAACCCCUGGCCUACCUGUGGCGGCGGGAGCAGGCAGCCCUGCUGAGGGAGAUGAUAUCCAGUGGCCUCCACGCCCUCCUUAUCAAAGUGGCAGCGUUGGGCCUGGAUCCUGGAACACAUUUAGGAAAACCUCUAGCAGAGAUGGAGUCCUAUCUGCAAGAGCUUUCCGAGAAGUACGGCGUGCACGUCUGUGGAGAGGGCGGCGAGUACGAGACCUUCACCACCGACUGCCCGCUCUUCAACAGGAGGAUAGUCAUUGACGCCAUGGAGACGGUCGUCCACUCGGCGGACGCCUUCGCGCCUGUCGGAUACCUGCGCUUCACAAAGAUGCACACAGAGGACAAGGGGAGUGGGCUCACUGCCGGCUCCGCACACACCCUCCUGCCCCGUGGUGGCUGCCCGUGCCUGAGAAACGCAGACGAGCUGACUGCUGAGGUGCCAUGCGCCGAUCGAACCUGCGACCACCACUUGCGACCAGAACUUGCGUCAGUGGGCGACCUUAUCUGUGAGCGGGUCCUCCCUGAGACAGAGUGCCAGCCCAGGAGCUCGGGCAGAAGCCGUGGAGGCUAUGAGUGGAUCACGGGCAUCGGUGGUGAUUCCUCGGAGUGCGCCGAUGUUCAGGGCCAAACCCAGCAGGCCCUCGCGCUGCUGCAGGGUGAACUGCAGAAGAGCGGAUGGCAGCUAAAGCACGUUGUGCUGGUUCACCUCUACGUGAAGGACAUGGAGGACUUUAGCGAGGUCAACUCCGUGUACGGAUCGUUAUUCAGACACCGCCCGCCGGCCAGGGUGUGCAUCCAGGCACGGCUGCCUGCGGGUCAGCUCCUGCGGAUGGACGUUCUGCUCCACGACUGGGCGCUGCCUCCUGAAGAGGGCUGUUUCCAGCAGAGGGACACCCUGCAUGUGCGGAGCCUCUCUCACUGGGCCCCGGCCAGCAUCGGGCCCUACAGCCAGGCUGUGCGGGUGGAUGAGGCGGUGUUCUGCGCGGGGCAGAUAGCCCUGGUGCCCUGCACUAUGCAGCUGCUGCACGGCGGCCCGACACGGCAGGCCCAGCUGUGCUACGGCCACAUGAGUAGAGUGAUGGGGGCUGUGGGCCCAGGCCUCCACCUGCACCACGCGCUGCAGGCUCACUGCUACGUCACCCACAGCGCGUACAUCCCCGCCGUGAGGAGGGUCUGGCAACGCAGACUGCUGGAUGAGCACAGGCAGGUGUCCUGCAGCAGUGUGGAGAAGGUCCUGAGCACUCCUCUGGAAGUGGCAGUGGUGCCCUCCUUACCCAGAGGAGCAGACGUGGAGCUGCAUGUCAUCGCCGUGCGCGACGAGCCCGCGGGGAGGACCUCGUGCCAACGGACCUCCGAGGUGCUCGGUAAUGCUAUCCAGUGGCAGGUGCUGCAGGCCAGCAGCGGGCAGUACGCCAGCCUGUCCCUGAGCGUGACCCCAGCUGCUUCUGGGCCUGCGUGCACCCAGGCCGUACUGCAGGCCCUGGGCACCUCCCUCCAGCAGGCUCUGGGGCAGACGGAGAAGGCUCUCUCGCCUUUGUGUGCCAGAGUCUUCUACAAGGACAGCAGCGAGUUAGCCACAGGACUCUGCGCAGGGCUGGAGGGCUGCUUGGAGAGUGUGCUCGGUGUGAGCAGGCCAGCGCUGGUUCAGGUCCCUGUGCUGGAGCUCCCUGACUGUUCUCUCCUCCACAUCUCCUGCUGGCUCAGCAUCUAGCCGAGGGCAAAGGCCACACCCUCUGACCCCACGACCCCAUGCUGGACCGACGAGACUGCACUCACCAGCAUGUUGCUCAGUGAGAGGAAAGACUGUGGAAAGACCAAGACUGUGUGAAAUACAUGCGCAGAGAGCUAAGCCCCAAGAGAAGUUCAGAAUGCCAGCAGCAGCUGUGGCUGUUUCUUAUUGUUUAAUAUCAAGAUGCAAUAAAUACUCUUUACAGGAGAUUGCACUCAGUUGUGUGUGUAAUGGUAGAGUGUAUUCUGUGGGUGUGUCUGUAGCACAUGGCAUACGUGUGUUGUGCAACGUCCUGUUCUUUAUCAGAGUGAGUUAGAGGCCAUCCAACAGCAGCUGGCAUGAGAGAGAGAGAGAGAGAGAGAGAGAGAGAGAGAGAGAGGCUAUAGCACAUGGCUACAGAAAGCCUCCACUCCGCCCACUGCAGUGUCUGACCAGCGCCUACUGCCUCUCUCUCGCUCUCUCUCUCUCUCUCUCUCUCUCUCUCUUGCCCUGUCUCUCUUUUUUGAACUGAGGACAGUGUGCAGAAUUCCAACACUGUUUCUCCUCUUUGUGACUAAGACGCGUUUUCUCUUGUGCCUCACACGUGAGAAAUGUGUUGUUAUUUUGUAAUGGGCUAUCAGAGACAAGCACCAGAAGAGAUUAUGUCUCUUCAUGCCCUCCAUUGAUUCUAAGGGAGCGAUUAAUAGGAGAGGAGCUGCAGGGUAAACUGUACCGAGCCCUGAGUGUGUGGGUGUGGGGUGGGUGUGUUUCUGAUGGGGCUCUGUAAAAACAGACCUAUUAUCCAUUUCUCCUGGAACAUUUAUUUCUUGAAGAUCAUGAACUAUAUUGAUGCUGUGAAAUGGACUGGCAUUCAUCUUCACUCAAGCUACUCAUCUUUACUUUUUUUUUUUUUUUUUUUAAUUUGGGAUGACUGCAUGUUAGCAACUAUUGAUCUCUCUUUCUCUGUUUAUUUUCAAUUGUAAACAAUAACGUGGCGCUCACAACUUAACAGAUGGGCUUAUUAGAAAUGGAACAAGCUAUUCUCCCAAACAUAAACAUUAUAUAUUUUAAAUGA
This is a messenger RNA of Electrophorus electricus (electric eel), 3306 nucleotides long. It is a transcript of the gene dph6, whose product is annotated as diphthamine biosynthesis 6. Gene Ontology annotation, molecular function: diphthine-ammonia ligase activity. The record is from RefSeq and is a predicted model, not a curated record. Gene Ontology annotation, biological process: protein histidyl modification to diphthamide. Lineage: Eukaryota; Metazoa; Chordata; Actinopteri; Gymnotiformes; Gymnotidae.